GCCGGCGCAUGCGCCUUGGCGCUGGUGUGCGCCGCCGGCCGCCGCUGUCGGGGCGCCUUCCCGAUCGGUGCCCGGCCGGCCGCCCUUCCCCGCGGAGCUAUGAGGCCCUAGGGCCCCACCGGCCGUAGCAAGACCUUCUUCGCCAGAAUGUUCGGCCGCUCCCGCAGCUGGGUGGGCGGCGGGCACGGGAAGGCCGCCCGCAGUAUCCAUUCCUUGGACCAUCUCAAGUACAUGUAUCAUGUUUUGACUAAAAAUACAACAGUAACAGAUCACAACCGCAACCUGCUGGUGGAGACUAUUCGUUCUAUAACAGAGAUCCUUAUAUGGGGGGAUCAGAAUGACAGCUCAGUAUUUGACUUUUUCUUGGAGAAGAAUAUGUUUGUUUUCUUCUUGAACAUCUUGCGUCAGAAAUCUGGUCGUUACGUGUGUGUACAGCUUCUGCAGACUCUGAACAUCCUUUUCGAGAACAUCAGUCAUGAAACAUCACUGUACUACCUGCUCUCCAAUAACUAUGUAAAUUCUAUUAUUGUCCACAAAUUUGACUUCUCUGAUGAGGAGAUCAUGGCAUAUUACAUAUCAUUUUUGAAAACACUUUCUCUGAAACUCAACAAUCAUACUGUACAUUUCUUUUAUAAUGAGCACACUAAUGACUUCGCUUUGUACACUGAAGCUAUUAAAUUUUUUAACCACCCAGAGAGCAUGGUCAGGAUUGCUGUUAGGACUAUCACUUUAAAUGUCUACAAAGUGGACAACCAACCUAUGCUGCAUUACAUUAGAGAUAAAACUGCUGUCCCUUAUUUCUCCAACCUCGUUUGGUUUAUUGGAAGCCACGUGAUAGAACUGGAUAACUGUGUGCAGACUGAUGAAGAGCACAGAAAUAGGGGCAAACUGAGUGACCUGGUAGCAGAACAUCUUGAUCAUUUACAUUACCUUAAUGAUAUCCUUAUCAUUAAUUGUGAAUUUUUAAAUGAUGUGCUGACAGACCACUUACUUAAUAGGCUCUUUCUUCCCCUCUAUGUGUAUUCAUUAGUAAAUCAAGAUAAGGGUGGAGAACGUCCAAAAAUAAGUCUCCAAGUUUCUCUUUAUCUUCUUUCUCAAGUUUUUCUAAUUAUACAUUACGCCCCUUUGGUGAACUCAUUGGCUGAAGUUAUACUUAAUGGUGACCUCUCAGUGUUUUCUUCUAAAGUUGAGCAAGAUAUACAGAAAAACUCAGCAAAAUCAAGUAUCAGAUGUUUCAUAAAACCAACAGAAACACUUGAGAGGUCUCUUGAAAUUAACAAACAGAAGGGGAAGAAGAGGGUGCAGAAAAGACCCAACUAUAAAAAUGUUGGUGAAGAAGACGAAGAGGAGAGAGGAUCUGAAGAUAACCAAGAUGACUUAGAUAAAAAUAAAGGUACAGAAGCGAGUUCAAAAGGCAUCAGAACAAGCAGUGAAAAUGAAGAAAUAGAGAUGGUAAUCAUGGAGAGAUGUAAGCUGUCAGAAUUGUCUAUCUCUACUGUGACAGAACAGAAUACAACAGAUGAAGAAAAGAGUGCGGCUGCUUCUGGGAGUGAGAUAAUGAACUGGAACAGACCUUUUCUUGAUAUGGUCUAUAAUGCACUGGACUGUGCUGAAGAUGAUUAUUAUGCCCUCUUUGUGCUCUGUCUUCUAUAUGCAAUGUCACACAACAAAGGCAUUGACCCAGUCAAGCUGGAGAGAAUUCAACUUCCAGCUCAACAUGCUGAAGAGAGAAAUUCAUAUAAUCAUGUACUUGCAGAAGGGCUCAUAAGGAUAAUGAAUUAUGCUGCACAACCAGAUGGAAAAAUCCGCUUGGCAACUUUAGAACUUGGCUGCCUGUUGCUUAAGCAGCUUGUGUUUUCUAAAAAUGGCAGCAUCAUAAAAGAUGUUCAUCUUGCUUGCCUUGAGGGUGCAAGGGAAGAAAGUGUUCAUCUUCUUCGUCGUUUCUAUAAGGGAGAAGAAAUUUUUCUGGAUAUGUUUGAAGAUGAAUACCGGAGUAUGACAAUUAAACCCAUGAAUGUAGAGUACUUGAUGAUGGAUGCCUCAAUCUUGUUGCCUCCAACGGGGACACCACUGACUGGUAUUGAUUUUGUGAAAAGAUUGCCUUGUGGAGAUGUGGAAAGAACACGAAGAGCAAUCAGAGUUUUCUUUAUGCUCCGUUCACUAUCACUGCACUUGCGAGAUGAGCCAGAAACUCAGUUACCACUCACAAGGGAGGAAGAUCUGAUAAAGACAGAUGAUGUUCUUGACUUGAAUAACAGUGAUCUAAUUGCUUGUACAGUCAUAACAAAGGACGGGGGUCAAGUUCAAAGAUUCCUGGCUGUGGAUAUUUACCAGAUGAGCUUGGUUGAGCCAGAUGUUGCCAGACUUGGAUGGGGAGUAGUUAAGUUUGCAGGCCUUUUGCAGGAUAUGCAAGUGACAGGAGUAGAGGAUGACAGUAGAGCUCUGAACAUAAUAAUUCAUAAGCCUGCCUCAAGUCCUCAUUCUAAGCCCUUCCCCAUCCUUCAAGCUACAUUUAUUUUUUCUGACCACAUUCGCUGCAUUAUUGCAAAGCAACGUCUUGCAAAAGGCCGUAUUCAGGCUCGGCGUAUGAAAAUGCAGAGAAUAGCAGCUCUCCUGGAUCUUCCUGUUCAUCCUUCAACUGAAGUUGUUAUGGGUUUUGGACACAGCUCUGCAACUACAGCCCAGCACCUUCCAUUUAGAUUUUAUGAUCAGUCACGACGUGGUAGCAGUGAUCCUACAGUGCAACGCUCUGUUUUUGCAUCUGUUGACAAAGUUCCAGGCUUUGCCGUAGCCCAGUGUAUAAACCAGCACAAUCCAUCACCACUCUCAUCACCAUCCAGUGGCAGUGGGAGUACCGGGCGCUGUGAUUCAGUGACUGCAAGCUCAACAUCCACUCCUUCUGCUGCACAGAGCCCAUCAGGUCUGGCAGGAAAGGACGUCGGCGGGUGUUUAGUCUGUCGGAGGCUGACAGUCACGGUGGACACUGGGUUUAGGUCUUCAAGCAGCAGCUGCAACAGAAACUCGCGCAAUAUCAAUUCAGAUGGUGGUUCAGCUCCAGAGCAGCCUCAGAUGACCAUUUCUGGUCAGAUGAUCAUUUCUGGUCAGAUGGUGUUGACUGAUGAAACUCUUUCAGCUGUCUCAAAGUCUAGCAAGAAUGCUGUAAAAAACAGUGACAUAGAAACAGCAAACCUGUCUCCUAGCUUGAUUCCUGCACAGCAGCCCACAAUAUCAUUAAUAACAGAUGACAAUACAGAUGCGCUAAGUGUAGAGUCACUUACACUGGUGCCACCAGUUGAUCCGCACAGCAUUCGAACAUUCAGCUGCAUUCCUCAGUCCUCUUUGCAAUCUGAAGUUGAAGUUUGCAAGGUAAAGGAGGUAAAGGAAGAAUGUUCUGACUAAAGCCAGCCUGCAGACUGUGAUAAACAGCGAAGCAAAUACAACCAAAUUCUUCACUGUUUUUGCUUUGGGAGGGCAGAUACUUCUUGAAGCCUGAGGGGCCAUCUGGUCCACAAGAAGGAACCCACUGAUGAAAGAGAAUGUGGGCAGCUUUUAGAGUAAACAUCAGAUGCUCAGCAUAUUUAAACUGGAGAAGAAAAAAAGAAAAAGAAAAAACAACUUUGGAAUCUGGACUGGUUGUUUCCUACCAAUUUCUGUUAUACAAGAACAUGAAAGUCUUUCAGAGCACCUACUUUCUUCCUAUUAUAGAGUUCCAGCUGCAGGAACUAAGUUAAUUGUAAAAGGUCUACAGUAUUAUGGCAAAGUGAAGGCAUUUUUAGAUACCUGGCUUCAGGAUAUUGCAUCAUUACUUCUCUGAAACUGGAGACAUACCAUUGACCAGAAAAAACCUAGAUAUUGUAGUACAGACUUAACAUUUCCAUUUGAGACGUGGUGUGUUUUUCAGUUUGUUGUUGUUUAGGUUUGGUUGGUUUGGGGGCUUUGUUUGUUUUUGGUUGGGGUUUUUUGUUUGUUUUUUAAAUCCUGAUCUUAUUCAUCUUUUGGAGGUCUGUGUGAUACCAGCACGUUUGGCCACUUUCAGUGUUGUCUUCGUAGGACUCCAGACUUCAGUAUUUUUUUGCCAUGUGUAAUAUUUAUUUCAAGGUAUGAUUCAAAGCAAGAUAUUAAACAAUUUUUUAAAAGGUAAAAGCUUGAAAUUUAAUGACAAAUGCUUAUUCAGAUUAACAUAAGGGACUUCUGGGACUACUUUAGUCUUUGCUUAAUCAGCUGCAGAGGAACGUGAAAUAUUUUGAGAUUGCUAUAGCUUGCUUGCAUCUGACAGUCAAAUUGCUACCCCUCUGAGGGAUGAUUAUAUACUUUCUACUGAAGGACAACUUCUUGAAGCAGACGGAAGCAGUUUUAUUCUAAAAAGGUUUUUUAAAUUAUUUCAUCUUCAUGUAGGAAGAAGGUCACCAUAUCUAACUGAUAAUUCCUUUGCAAGCCUGAAACUUGAAAAGUAUUAUGCAGGGUGGUUUUUUUUCUAUAUGGGAUAGUAUCACAGUUAAACUCAGAUUAUGUAGCAACGUUGUUUAUGCUUGCCUUACUUUGCUUCCUACAUCGUGAUACCAAGUUGACAGAAAGUAGUGGAAAAGUGUUGGUUAUAGUUUGGAAUCUUUUUUGCUGAUUUGAUAUGUAAUUUAACAUAAAUGGAAUUUAAGAUUUCUCAUCAAUUUCCAUGUGUGUUAAUUUAACAGUAAAAUGAGCAGAUUGUCCUUAUUGGUCUGCUCAUAACAUUGAGUGCUUUCUGGCUCUCAGAGAUUGAAGGCUACUUGGUAUCGUGAUUUCAGUCAUCAGUGCAAUCUGCUUCCUCAUUCUGUCUCUGCUAACAUUAAUUUCACAUCAAGUAGAUGAAUCUGAAAAGUUUUUACCUACUUCCCAGUCUCUUGUUGUACCUCUUCCUGGCUGUCAGAUGGAAUACUUGAAGUUAUUUUAAAUGUUAUAUUUAUAUAUGAGGUUGACUAAUGCACAAGUAUUACUUUGCUCGCUUUACCCAUCUUUUCCUUCGUGUAGUAACUUAAUCUUUAUAAAACAUAUAUACAAGGUGUCUGCUAUUGAAUGCAAGCAGUAUUUUUUUUUGUUCCCUUAUUAGCUUUUGCAUUCAGUCUUGUUAUUUCUAGUUUUCUGUGACUUCUACUUUGCCUCAAAUUGAAUUAACCAAUAUUCUGACCAUUCCAGGGUGGCCCAAACUCUAAAUGAAUUCUGAGAGUUAGGUGUCCUCAGCACUACUAUGGAAAUAGGAUGAGAAUUUGGCAUUGCUGGAGUAAGAGCCUGCCUUUUUUUUUGGUUAGGGUGAGUUUACAUUGCAUAUGCUUAGGGUGAGUUUACACUGCAGUCACUGUUGCAGCUAAUGCAGAUGCACCUGAGCAAGCCUAGACAUCAGUAGCAAUUUGGGCACAAGGACCACAUAAGUUUUUAUUUGCUGAACUGAUUGCAGUCUAGACUUCUAGUAAGUUGCAGCAUUACAAUGUAGCCCAAUAAUAUUCUGAAGAUCAUUAUAAAAAUGAUGCCUUACUUAAUUUGAAAGCAUUUUAUGUUGGUUCUUAACUUAACUCUUGACCUAGACUACACAAAAUACCACUGUGCAGGCUGAGUUCCCUUAAAUAGAAUUAAUUUUAGACAGGAAAACCUUGAUCUUUAUUUAUCUAAUUUCAAAUUCAGUUCUAGCAAGAUUAGGACCACAUACAAAGAGUCUUUUUAAUGGGUAUGCAUAAUCUCACCCAUGAGCAGUACUGCACAAAAAGUGGGACAGAGGGAAAGAAAGCUGACUUUGUGCUUUUCAUUGCUUUUGAGUGGCUUUUCAAUCUGAUGACCAGUUGGCUACUGAGAGCUUCACAGGAAAUUACUGAGAUAGAUACUGUUAUUAGGAAAAUAGGAGACUAGGUCUACUGUCUAAUCUCCUGGCAGAGCCUUGCUGGUCAAGGGCUGGUAAGGUGGGAUAUCUUUUAGCAGUUCUAUCAGAAACUCUCUGCAAAGAUGGAUUUACAUUGGGAAAGCUCUGACUGCACCAGUUCUACUAAUGUUGUGUUGUUAUAUGAAUGCUACAACUGGUGCAGACCAACUGAAAUCUCUGAAUGGUUAUGCCACAGAAGCAAUUGGUUUUUUACUUAUUUGCUUCUGUUAAAGCUUUGACAAUGCUUCAUGCCACGUUAGAAGACUUUAGAAUGUAAAUGUUCUGGAGAUGCUGAAAUAAUCUGUCAUCAGUAAUCUUUAUCUCUGCAAGUAUGGUGUUACUCAUCUACAAUUCCUUGAAGAGUAGUAUCUCUCUCUCUCUUAUCAGAAAAUCUCAAGGGCUGUUUCCUUAUCCCCCUUUCACUGUAAAAAGGAAACUCGACCAAGAAACCAUUAGCACAUUAGCCACAAAUGUAGCUUCUUUCUAAACAAAAGUUGAUUUGAGUCAGUGUAACAUCACUCUCUCUAACCAAAUACAAAUACCAAGUUGCAAAUGAGAGCAGCAGCUGAACAGCUGACUGUUCAAAUGGGUCACUAUUUCAGUGUAAUACUGCAGAGGGAGAUGAAAGCACUCUAAAAUAAAUAUAGCAACGUUCCAGAGCAAAAUGCCAAAAUGUUGGAGAGAUGCUAAAUUCUCAGUGUGUGUUUGUAGAGGCUAUGCCUAUCUUCAGCCAUAUUCUGUUAACAUAAAAUAGUUUUACUGUUCUCUUCCUUUGGAGAAGAGAAGCCAAAGAAACCAAGGCAUACUGAAUGUUACUUUGCUAUUUUAUGGUCUGUGUGUCUUGUUUCAGCAAAUUUUACCAAGAUAUUACUUGUUUAGCAGAGCUAUGUGUUGCCUUCACUGUUAGGUCUCGCUGCCUCUUGCUGGUCCCCUUUGCUUUUCUGUCAUCCAGUGUACAACAAAGAACAAGACUCAAGCUUUUCAUUUGCGAAGAGAGUAAUGGCAGCAUACACUUUGUAAUUUGGUAAAGAAGGGGAGGGAGGAAACAUUAGUGCCCAGUUCUACCGUCUGCUUCACUAUGGAAGUAAUGCAAUGCUUGCAGUGUGAAACUUGUGUGCAAAAACUGUUUUGCAGAAGUUCUUUGAUAUGGAAAGAAACCAAAGUUUAAGCUUCCUCAACUUCACUUUACAAGCUGUGUAGAUUAAUCCAAAUUCAUUAGAAAUGUGGUCACAUAUAUUAAUACUAAAAGCUGUAUCUUGUGUGUAAAGUCAUGAAUUAUUUACAGUAUAAGGACUGAGCUCAUUUGUAUUCUCCACUGCUAGUUCACAGUAAACUAAAAUUCUGGCUUCUUUUCCAUAAAUUAAGUUGAGCUUGAAAACAAAAGGUAUGCAAUUACACCUGUUAAAGAAGCUUCACAAUGUUCUUUGCUUUACAAUGCAGUUGGAAUUUUCCUUGAAGUCAUUUGGUGAGUUAAAAUGGGAACUAUCUUCCAGAAUUCAUUUAUUCUUUUGCAGUAUUGUUGCUAAAGGACAGGCAUGUGACAUUUAGAAAUUCUUCUCCCAUACCCAGCAUUAAAGGCUCCAGUCUAGAUCGGUACUCAGAGUUUAAGUCAAUGUCCAGUGAUUCAUACAAACCCUCUGCCCAGUAGAGACAGAAUACGGGGGAAAGUAACGUUCCUUUGUGGAUUUGAAGUAUUCUCGUGUGUAGAAUUUAAAAACUGAUGGUUAAAAUAGUUUUUUUAUAUAGCAAGAUCAGCAAUCUUUAGGAUUGCAAUUACUGUGAUUUUUUUUUUUCUAAUUAAGCAGUAAGACAUGAGUGACUAUAAUUUCCACACUUACUGCAAACAGCCUGAGAUGAUUACUUUAAGCAAUCUAGGAAUUCAAUAAUUACCUUGCAAUUGUGUGUUAUUUUACUAGUGGUAAAUUAAUCUUAAAACUGUAUGCUUGAAGACAUAGGUAAGCUAUCAGACAAGCAGGUCAUAAGUAUGAAGCCACUUCAUAAAAGUAAACACUUCAAUCACAUGGUGCUGUCAGUGCUCUAGUUUAAUCAGUCACUCUUUUUGCUGCAUGUGUUACAGGUAAAUAACUGCAGAAGAGCCUAAUGAAUAGUUUCACUAACCCGCAUGUAGUACUUUUCAAAAAAACCCCACCAUGCUAAAUAUUCUGAUGUCUUCACUUAUCAGCUAAAGUUAAAUGGGGAGUUGUUUUUAUAAGAACAUUGCACAGGCAGCUGUUGUCUAGGAAACUAAGUGUUUUAGUCCUAUAGCUGAAUGACAGAUUUGCAAAGAGGCAUCAGAUGGGGGAAUCAGUGAGAUAUAGGCAUUUUGCCUCAGAGAUAAUGAGUCUCCUUGAUGAGUCUCCUACUUAUUUUCAGGCAACCUAAUGUCAGGCAUCUAAAUGUGUUGAAAAUUCUCUUCCUAACUGUUGCUGUCAUUCUUCUUGAAAGAGUUUUUUGGUAUGUCACUGUUUAACUAUCACUGGCCUACCCUAGGACAUCACGAACCUGGGCACUGCACUUCUAUUAUUUAGAAGCCUUUGGAGUGGUUCUGCUGUGCUUGCCUGCUCUGUUGCUCUCACCUUUCCUAAUGUGUGCAGCAUGAAUUAGAAACAAGUAUCAUAACUCUUGCUGUCUCCUGAUAAUAACCCUUACUGUCUCCUAAUGGCUUCUGAAAAGCAGGUGAUGAUCUAAGCACGGUGUGCUAGGGUGGGAUGUUUUUAGGGGGUGGGAGGGAGGAAGUGCUUGGGGUUUUUUCCUGCUGCUCAGGAUUUUGUGAGCAGCAACAAAAACAUGGGAAACGCAGUUCUGGACUGAGUCUCAAACAGAAGGUUCUUUCAUAUGGAAACGUAUUUUUAUAUUACAUUUGUACAGAAUUUUCCCUAUUUUGAUCUCCCAAAAUUUUUAGAUUUGCGCAUUGCUCAGAUAUGAUUUCUUUUGCAAGCUGUUAUUAAAUAUGUAUUUUAUGUUUGUUAAUGUAUUACAAAUGUAAAGCCAAAUUUUGCUUGUCUAAUAAAUGUGCACUGUGGCAGUAUCUUGUUUUAUUAUUUUACUAACUUGAAUUCAUUUGUUCUUAAUGCAAAAAGGAAAAACUUGAGUCAUUAUUGUGACUGUCUUGUUAGCAUAAAUAAACGUGUGAAGUGUGUUAAUGUAAAAAAUAACUAAAAAGGGCUUAAGAAGCAGGUAAUGACUAAGGAUACUUGUCGACGACUAAAGUUAAAUAAGUUAAAUAAGGUUCAGACUAGUAUAUAGUGUUCCCAGGAUUCUUUUAAGAUCGCAAUCUUAUUUAUCUUGUUCUCCAUUACUUUUGGUUAUGGGUACUCAUCCUAAAGUGAGUUUAAGACAUAGUAAUUGCAAUCUGAUAACUUAAGUACGUUUGAGGAGAUGAGAAGGCCUGAGGUUUUGUGUUUGGGUGUAUUUUAAGGACUAACUGCAGCAGAAAUAUUUACAAUGAACAUGGAGAUAAUUUUGAAAAGGAUUGAGAAUAGAUUCAAGUGUGCAAGUUUAUAGACUGUUAAAAUUUCAAGGAGCCUCAUUUCACUCAGCGGUAGCACUGAAUAAUACGUUGUUAGAACUCUAGGGGACCUGCUUGGAAGCAUUUUAAACUUUAGGGGAUAACUUUAGGCAUCUCCACUUGUGAAUAGGUGUGUUGAUACUUUUGUUGCAAACUUUUUACUUCAUUUUGAGCUGUUUUGUAAGUUUGAUUGUUGUAAGUGCAAAAAGAGGGAAAUGUAUUUUUCUAGAAGAAUGAAUGUACCUGGGAUUUAAACACUACAUAAAGCAGUUAAUGAACAUGAAAGACUGUUCUCCGAUGAAAUAUAUUUCAAGAAAGUUGUGUCUGAAAUGUACUUCAUUUUGGGGGAGAAGAAGGAAAAAGUCCUGAGCAUAUACUUACAUGGAAAAAAGCCCAAACAUGGGGUGAAUCAAAUUCUGAAAUGUCUUUCUACAGGCAAUAAGUAUUAAUUAUUUAAUGUAAGUUAUGUUAGACAUUUGCAGUAAAUGUGACAACAUAUUAAUUUAAAGAAAAAUGUAUAUAAGUGUCUGGGAAGGGAGUGAAAUUACAAAAUAUUGGUGUAUGUUUCUGAAAUCUAGAUUUCUAUAGCUGAAUCUGUAUUUGCUGCAUUAAUUAUGUGUCAUGGCUAUUGAAACCCUGGACAAGAAUGAACAAUAGACCUUUCUUUGUAAAUGGAACUUGGCAAUAAAAAUGGUGUUACUAAGAAAA
This is a messenger RNA of Phalacrocorax carbo (great cormorant), 10100 nucleotides long. NCBI's taxonomy places the organism in Eukaryota, Metazoa, Chordata, Aves, Suliformes, Phalacrocoracidae. The record is from RefSeq and is a predicted model, not a curated record.